AUGGCACAUCUCCAGAUUUAUCAUCAGCACCCCCUGCAGUUGGAGCCGGCUCUAUUCCAGCGGCGUGUCCUGGAGGAGCAGGUGGAGCUGUGGUGGUUUAGACAGCCCUGGCAGUCCCUGCUCUGUUACUGUGCCUCAGUGGCUUUGAUCCUGGGGCUGGGCUUUGGAGGAGUAGGGCUUUUGUCCACCACCUCUGGCCUAUCGGGGGAGUGGCGCCUGGCUGUGGGCACUGCGCUGUGCCUCCUGUCCCUGGUGGUCCUGCUUAAGCAGCUGCUCAGCUCUGCCAUUCAGGACAUGAACUGUGUGCGCAGCCGGCGGCGUAUCGACCAGCUGAGGAGUGGGGGCCGGGCAGACCCUGCUCUGUUCCUGGUUGUGGGCAGCACAGUGUGUGUGUGUGGGACGGUGCUGCUCUGUGUGGGCUCAAUGCAUGGAGAGAGGGCCAGGAGAGACAUGCUGUUGUGUGGAGCGGGGAUGUUGUCUGCCGGAGCCGCCCUCACUCUGGCUGUGGGACUCUACUGUAUACUUGGGCUGUUUAAGAGGCCUCAGACGACUCACAGGGCCCACAGAGUCCAGAGGCUGAGCGGACAAACUGUUCAAGUGUUCAGUGUUUCUGGCCGGGACGUGUCCUCCAGCAGGACCAGCCUCAUCUAA
Molecule: messenger RNA, 651 nt
Organism: Periophthalmus magnuspinnatus
Lineage: Eukaryota; Metazoa; Chordata; Actinopteri; Gobiiformes; Gobiidae
Gene: tmem125b
Product: transmembrane protein 125b
Exons: 1
Coding region: 1-651 (216 amino acids)
Source: RefSeq, a predicted model, not a curated record